Molecule: messenger RNA, 564 nt
Organism: Danaus chrysippus (African queen)
Lineage: Eukaryota; Metazoa; Arthropoda; Insecta; Lepidoptera; Nymphalidae
Source: the annotation of a GenBank genome assembly
AUGGCGGUCGCAAGAGAUCCGACCGCAUCCAGAGGGACCCGAAACAAGAAGUGCCGACAACGCAGGCGUCGGCAGGCGAGGACUGACGUCAACCCAGCCCUCCCUCCCCCGCAUCUAACUCCGAAACAGGGCCCACGUCUACCUCAAAAAUCCAAAUCCACAGUAACCGAGCAAGCUACUGCGUACGCAGUACCGAUAACGGAGGUCAUUCAGAUCCUUCAGGAGAUCUUAGCGGCCGUCCAGGAAGGCCGAGUCAAGGAGGUUGUCCCGACCAUCCUCAGAGCCCUGACAAGGCUUUUACGCACCCGAUGCCCGACCAUCAAGUUCCAGCUCAAUGCUCUGGCGGAGAGAGUCUCAGCGGUGUUGGAGGACCACGCUGUGGACUCUUGGUACAAGACCAUCGAGCGAGCUGGAGAAGACUGGAGGGGUAUCCACCGCAUAUGCCGCCAAGUAUCCAGGAAGUCAGAACCGAUCCGGCCCCUGCUAGCGAGUGACAGCACCCCACGUUACCGAACAGCGGACCGAGCCGAGAUCUUCGCUGACUACCUGGAGACCCACUUUUAG